Molecule: messenger RNA, 26349 nt
Organism: Dinoponera quadriceps
Lineage: Eukaryota; Metazoa; Arthropoda; Insecta; Hymenoptera; Formicidae
Gene: bent
Product: twitchin-like
Biological process (GO): protein phosphorylation
Molecular function (GO): protein kinase activity; ATP binding; protein binding
Source: RefSeq, a predicted model, not a curated record
GAUACUUCGCGCGUUUAGUUGGCGCGCGGGGCCCCGGCGAUUGGGACGGCCAAUAGAGACACUCCGUGCAAGAAAGGAGAAAGAGAGUAGGGGACAAGAGACUCGGAUUGACGGGGAAGAAGAGGAAGAAGACAACGACGAAGGAAGAAGAAAGAGAGUGACGAGAGCGACGACCACACAGAGUGACGACGACCUAGACGAAGAAGACGACGACCGAAUCUCAGUUUUUCGCAACUUCCCCCGUUUUCAUUUCGGCCAUCUCGCGCGAGCCCGUAGAUUCCGAGUCGGGUCAACUGAGCCGAGUGUGUGCACCUCUCGUAGUCCGCCUCUUGGGCUCCGGUGAGAAGUGAUCCCAAGCGGCUGCUGACCGUUGUCGCGCGGAACUGCCGAGAGAACUCUCCGCCAGGUGCCGGGUUUCUCGGCUCGCACGGACGGCGUCGGGGAAAACGCUCAUCCUCCGCUCCUGGAUAGCCGGAGACGCGACCUAUUCUUCAAUAUUCCCAGAAGAAUUCUACGGGGAUAAUCAUUGGCGACGGUGGACGUCGGGCUGAGGAAGGAGCCGCGGUGAAAACAGGUUGGAUGGUGCCGCGGGUCGGCGCUGUUUGAACCGACGAGCAGGUGAAGGUCGGGGGGACAGAUUUCUCUCUUCCCUGCGAUUGCACGAACGGCAGUUUCGUCGUCGGCGUAGAGACAGGUGCGAAGGCGUGCCUCCACAAUGGGGGUCGCCGACGACUUCGCGCCCAGCUUUACCCAAAAGCCGCAGCUGCGGCAGGAAGACGACGGCAACCGGCUGAUAUUCGAAUGUCAGCUAGUGAGCUCGCCGAAGCCCGAGAUCGCCUGGUUCCGCGGCGAGACCGAGCUCAGCCAGGAUGAUAGAACCAACUUCAAGAUGCAGAGCGUCGGGACCAACAAGUUCCUGGUGGUGCUUGAGCUCGACGACGUCAUUGAGACCGACGCCGGCCUCUAUAAGGUCAAGGCGAAGAAUAAGAUGGGCGAGGUCGCCGCUUCCAUUAAUCUCAACUUCAGUCCAAUGGAUGAGCCUAGAGAGAAACAAAUUGACGGCAUCGCGCCGACUUUCGCGAAGAAGCCUGCGAUUAGGCAAGAGGACGACGGCAAACGGCUGCUCUUCGAAUGUCGCAUCACAGCCGAUCCCACGCCAAAGGUCACAUGGUUUCACGAUGGGAAUAUGGUCAAAGAUUCGUCAAGGCACAAGCUGACCGUCGACAAAGAUGGCCACUCAUACUUCGCUACCCUGGAAAUAAAAAAUGUGACCGUCGAGGAUGCUGGCAAAUAUAAGGUCACAGCGAAAAACGAGCUUGGCGAGUCUAAUGCUACGAUUUCCCUGAAUUUCGACAGCGACGAGGCACCCGUACCGGAAGACGGUAUUAAACCGACCUUCACCGAACGACCGGUGAUAAGACAAUCCGACGACGGUAACACCAUCACCUUCGAAUGCCGACUUGUCGGCGAUCCGAAACCGAGUGUAAAGUGGUAUCACGGUACCGAGGAAGUGAAAGAGGGCGGACGGUUCAACACGUCUCUGGAACUCGAUCAGAAGCUGUAUCACCUCGCGAGGCUGAGGAUCGACAGCGUGGCGAAGGGGGACGCGGGCGAGUACAGGGCCGUGGCGAAGAACAAGCACGGCCAAGGGGUGGCGACGAUUAAUCUGAACUUCGAGGGUGGCGACAGGCUCAAAAUACCGGACGGUAAGCCGCCGCGCUUCCCGAAGAAGCCAACGAUCCGCCAGGAAGGCGACAUACUUAUCAUGGAGUGCAUCCUGGAGGCACACCCGGUACCGGACAUUACGUGGUACCAGGGUCAGAAAACGAUUGCCGACAGCAAACGCGUCAAGAUGUCGCGCAAGGCCACCGGCAAGGACACGUACCUGCUCACCCUCGAGAUCUCAAACCCGACCAAGGCCGACGGCGGGAAUUACCGUUGCAACGCCUUUAACAACUUUGGCGAGAGUAACGCCAACAUCUCCCUGAAUUUCCAAGAAGAGGGUGCGGGCUUCGCGCCGUCCUUCAUCGAGAAACCCCGCAUUAUCCCGAACGAGAGCGGCACGCUGAUCACUAUGAAGUGCAAGUGCAAGGCGAACCCGAAACCGGAGGUUACGUGGUUCCGUGGCACCAAUGUGGUCAAGGAGUCGUCGAAGAUCACGAUCAAAACGAUGACGGUCGAGGAAGAUAUCUACGAGCUUGUCAUGCAGAUCAAGGAUCCAUCAGCACCUGAUGGCGGUACCUACAGAUGUCACGUGAAGAACGAAUACGGCGAGAGCAACGCCAACUUGAACCUGAAUAUUGAGGCCGAGCCAGAACCGGAAGGAGACGGACCAACUUUCCUAGAGAAGCCACGGAUACAGUCGCAGAACAAAGGCAAGCUCGUCAUCAUGGACUGUAAGGUCAAGGCUAAGCCGAAGCCGCAGAUCGUGUGGACUCACGCAGGCCAGGUGGUGAAGGAGUCCUCCAAGAUCUCCAUCAGUAUCGUAAAGGAGAAGGAGGACAUCUACUAUAUUAAACUCACCUUAAAUGAUCCUGGACCAGACGAUUCCGGCCUCUACAAGUGCAAUAUCAAGAACGAGCUCGGCGAACUCAACGCCAACCUCACGUUGAACGUUGAGAUUAUACCCGUGAUUAAGGAGAAACCAAAGGUAGUGAAGAUCGUCAAGAAGAGGACUGUGAUAGUCGAGUGUCAUGUCCUUUCCAAAUUCUCGCCCGACUGCACAUGGUUUAAGGAGAAUCUGGCCGUUAAAGAAGAUAACAGGCAUAAGCUGCACGUCGAACAAGUCAGAGAAGGUGAGUUUUCUGUAAAACUCGAAAUCGAACAAAUGUCGGCAACAGACAAAGGCGUAUACAAGUUGGUAGCACGCAACGAAAAGGGCGAAGCUACCUCGCAAGUAGUAGAAGUGACGGAAAUCCCAGACCAAGGCGAGAAACCAAAGAUCGUUACUGGUCUGAAAUCACUUACUGUUGAAGAAGGCAAGACGAUCGAGCUCAUCGCCAUCCUCGCAACGCAAGAUCGAAAAGUCACUAUUACGUGGUACAGAGACUCAACAGUUGUCAAAGCGUCAAAGGAUAUAAUGAUCUCUUUCAAUGGCUUGGACAUGAAAUUGACCAUCACUUCGGCCUCGACGGAGUUUUCAGGAACGUACAAAGUCGUCGUAAGCAACGAAUACGGCCAAGACGAAUCGUCGGCCCGACUCAUCGUCAAGAAGAAAGAGGAAAAGAAGAAAGACGAGGAGGAGGAAGAAAAGAAGAAGAAGAAGGUGGAAAAGAAGGAGGAAAAGAAAGAGGAGGAGAAAAAGGAGGAGAAGAAGGUGGAAAAGAAAGAAGAGAAGAAGGUCGAGAAGAAGGAAGAGAAGAAGAUCGAGAAGAAAGCGGAGAAGAAGGUUGAAGAAAAGAAGGAAGAGAAGGAUAAGUCCGACAUGAAACCGAAUGGUAUCGACAAACCAGGUGUUGGGAAGAAAAUGGAGAUCCUGCAGGAAUCUCGAGAAAUCACACCUAAACUCGAGAAAGCCGCGACUCGCAAAGAGUCCAUAAGCAGAGUGCAGGAAAUUAAGCAGGAGAGUCGUCGCAGCUCGCUCAUUACGGCCGAGGGAAAGAUGGAAGAGGAAAUCAAGGUAGAAAGCAGGCGAUCCUCUAUUAUAGAAAAGAAGAAAACGACCGUUGAAAAGGAGGAUGAUAUACCCGAGUAUGAAAUAAACGAGAACAAGCCAAAGAUCAGAAACACUGACUCUACACUUGAUAAAGAAGAAAUGCCCAAGAAAAAGCUGUCCACUAGACGCAGGUCGUCUACCAAGUCAGUCGAAGGCUCAGAGGACCAAGAACCGGUAUUGAAACUGAAGAAGAAAAAACCUAAACCUGUGGAUGAUUCUAAGAAAGAAGAACCGACCACAAAACCGAAAACUCUCGGAAAACCGGAAAUGCACAAGGAGGAAGUUAAGCCUAAAGCGGAGGAGGCGAAGGUGGAACCGAAAGCCAAGACCAAGGUAGAGGAAGUGAAGGAAAUGCCGAAGGCUAAGCCUAAACCAGACGAGCCGAAGGAGGAACCGAAAGCCAAAUCCAAAACUGAGGAAGCAAAGGAAACACCAAAGGCCAAGGCCAAGCCAGAGGAGUCGAAGGAGGAACUGAAAACUAAAUCUAAAACAGAGGAAGUAAAGCAAACACUGACACUCAAGUCCAAACCGGAAGAAGACAAGAUCGAAGGAAAGCCUAAGGUUAAACCAGAAGAAGCCAAGGAGGCACCAAAGGCCAAACCUAAACCGGACGAACCAAAGGAGGAAUCAAAAGCUAAAUCUAAAGCAGAGGAAGCGAAGAAAGAGGAACCCGUGAAGAAACCUGCAGCUAAGCUAGAAGAACCAAAGAAAGAAGAAGAGACCAGAAAGAGCUUGAAAUCUGUCAAGCAACUCGAAGAGGAGAAGAAAACUCUGGAGAAGAUCGAGCUUAAGCCGAAGGAUGCCACCAAUGCGAAAUCGAAACUCCGAAAAUUACCGCCGAAAGAGGAAGUUAAAACGGGAACCUUUCAGGGGAUUCAACUUAAGCCAGUCACAAAGGAGCCGAAAGAGGCUCAGCAGGCUGAAAAGAAUGGGGUCGCGCUUAAGAAAACCGAGAAAGGCGAAAAACUAGAGGUGAAAAAAAUGAAAGCGUCGAAGGCGGCGAAGGAAGCGAAUUAUGAGCUUCCAGAGAUCCCGGAUUAUGAAAGGGCCGUCCUUGAGAAGCCUCAGGAGUUCGAUUUUGGCGAUUUUGUGCCUCGUGACAAAACGAAACUUGACAGACCGGCUACGCAGAAAUUCGAAUCUAAGCCAAAGUUACCGGAGAUCAAGGCUCCCGAGGCACCGAAGAUCGAAGUUAUCAAGGACGUGACACCAGUCGGCAGCAGGAAAGGUUCUUUAGCGCCUGGAAGUGGUGCCAGCAGUCGACGCGGUUCGCUCAUACCACCUGAAGAAUUGGGUCGCAGACCCAGUCUGAUCAUCAGUGACGAGGAGCAUAGGAAGCUUCGUCCUGGCGAGGUGGUGGACGAGCGCAAGUUGGGAAGGUUACGGCCCGGUGAGGUGUUGGACGCAAAGCGUCGUCGUCCGAGCACAGCGGACAUCAGAAGACCCAGCGUGGCGGACCUCGAGAAUAAAAUCAAUCAGCCUAGUACACCUCUGCGAGAUGUCGGACCAGGUGGACCACCCCAGAUCGUUGAUGUCCAGGAGUCAUACUCCGCCGUCGAAGACUCGACGGCGUAUCUCACCGUCGCGGUGGAGGGCACGCCCGCGCCAACUUUCAAGUUCUACAAGGGCAUUACCGAGAUCAUCGAGGGUGGCCGCUUCAAAUUUCUCACGGAUACGGAAACCAACACGAUCACCCUCUGCAUGAGGAAGACGAAGCCCAACGACGAGGGCACUUACAAGAUCGUCGUGAGCAACAUCCACGGCGAGGAUUCCGCCGAGAUGCAGCUCUACGUUUCCGACGCCAGUGGCAUGGACUUCCGUGCUAUGUUGAAGAAGAGGAAGUACCAGAAAUGGGCGCGAGAAGAGGCCGAACAAGAGAAGGUGGACUUGAAGGAAGUCGAGAAGCCCAUGCCAGCGUUGAAGAAAGUGGAAAGGAAACCGGAAAGCUUUCUGAAGCCACUGGUGGAUCAAUACGCUAAGGAGGGCAAGGACAAGAAAGUCACAUUUGAAGCGAACUUUACGAAACCGAACUGCAAGCCAAAAUGGUUCUUCCGAAAGGACGAAUUGUUCCCGUCGGCCAAGUACAAGUUUAAAAAUGAGGAGGACUGCUACCAACUUAUCAUCCUCGGGCCGAAAGUUGAAGAUACCGGAAAAUACACGAUAGAAAUUAGCGGUGUAUCCAGCACAGGCUUCCUCAAUGUGGACGAACCGGAUCCAACGUAUAGCUUCACGAAACCGUUGUCGAAAAAGUCCAGUGGCUUCACCAAGCACGAAGCUUACAUGGAGUGCACGGUCAGCUCCAAUAUGGCGCAAAUUACCUGGUACAAGGACAAAACGAAACUCGAGGAUGGAGACGUGUACAGUAUCUCCAAAGACAUGUCCGGCGUCUGCCGACUGACCAUAAAGAGUGCAACUCUUGAAGACAGUGGCGAAUAUUCUUGCAAGAUAAACAAACAGUCAGAUAAGACCGAGACGACUCUCACCGUAAUCGAAUAUCCUUACAAAUUCGUCAAGGUGCUGAAACAUCAGCAAUUGAUUGAAAAAGAGACGUUGACUUUGCUUUGCGAAUUGGAUGAUGCCGCGGGUGAAGUCCAAUGGUUUAAAGGCGACCAGGCGAUCACGCCUGAUAAGAGGGUACAAAUCAAAGAAGAAGGCAGGAAACGAAAACUCACUAUUAAAGACUGCAAAGUCACCGAUGCCGGACUCUAUUCUUGCGUGAGCAACGCCGACAAGACGGAAGCCGAAAUCGUGAUAAAUUACGCCAAUCGCUUCAACAAGAAGCUGAAGGACACAGUCGCGGUGGAGAGAGAGAAGUUGGUGCUGGAUGUCGAGCUGCAGGAUCAAACCGCACCGGCCAUAUUCUACUUCAACGGCCAGAAGAUUGAGCCGAACGAGAGGGUGGAGAUCAAGAACCUGGGCGGUGGCAAGCACCAGCUGGUCUUCAACCGAGUGGAGAUGACGGACGAUGGCGAGAUCAUGUGCGAGAGCGGUCAGUUGACCAGCAGUUGCAAGCUUACUGUGAAGAAGGGCGAGAGCAAACCCAUAGUUGACUUCCCCGACAAAGUUGAAGGACCUUGCAGCGCACCAUUGGUCUUUGUUGUGCCUUUCAAAGUCGCUGGCACCAAACAGAGUCAAGUGGAAGCGAAGCUGAUGAAAGAUGGCAAAGUACUGCCUCUCAAGGACGUCGAGAUUGUCGUGGGCGAGGAUAAGAUCACGUACAAGAUCAAGAAACCUCAACGCGAGUCGUCUGGAAUUUACCAGAUUAAGAUAGGUAACGCUCAAGGCGAAGAAGUGAAAGACGUCAACAUCGUUAUGCAAGACGUUCCGUCUCCGCCGACCGAUGUCGACGUCAACGAGAUCUUCCAUGACUCAUGCGUCGUGUCCUUUAAGCCGUCGAAGGACGACGGCGGCACACCAAUUACAAAAUACAUCAUCGAGCGCCUCGAUCUCAGCCUAAAGGCGCAAUGGGACAAUGUGGGCGAAAUCAUGCAGGGCGAGAAGUGCGUCUACAAGGUGACCGAACUCGUGGCGAAGAAGGAAUAUAAAUUCCGCAUACGGGCGGUGAACAAACUCGGCUCCAGCGAGCCGGCGAUGUUCGCCAAGCCCGUCUUAGCUAAAGAUCCAUGGGAUGAACCAGGUAAACCUACUAAUGUCGAUGUCACCGAUUGGGACAAGGAUCACGCUGACCUGACGUGGACGAAGCCCGACGAUGAUGGCGGUGCACCUAUCACCGGAUACGUCAUCGAAUUCAAGGAGAAGUUCGGCAAAGAGUGGGUCAAAGGCAAAGAGGUCGUAGGUGAUGUCACUCAGGCGACCAUUGACGGUCUGAAGGAAGGCACGCAAUACGAGUUUCGAAUACGUGCGGUGAACAAGGCCGGUCCUGGUGAACCGUCCGACGCCACUAAGCCGAUCAUAGCGAAAUGCCGAUUUGUCAAGCCGUACAUCAUCGGCGAUGGACUCACCAAUUUGGUCGUUAAGAAGGGACAGGUUAUCAAGUAUGACAUCAAGUAUGCUGGCGAGCCGGAGCCGGAAGUGCACUGGUUCCUGGGUCAAAAGGAGAUUUUCCAAGACGCGGCAGAAAGGAUCACGAUCGACAAGUACGAGAGGAACACCGUGUUGACGGUCAGGAAGACCACAAGGCCCGAUUCCGGAAAAUACAAGCUAGUGUUGACGAACAGUUCCGGUACCUGCGAGAGUAUCGCCGACGUCGUCGUUCUUGACAAACCAUCGAUUCCAUUAGGACCUCUCAAAGUGGAGGAGGUCCGCAGCGAUCAUGUCAAAGUUAAAUGGGACAAACCCGAGGACAACGGUGGUACCGAAAUCACCGGCUACGUGUUAGAAAAAAUGGACCUGGAAACUGGACGAUGGAUCCCAGCUGGAGAAGUCGGUCCUCACGAUAAGACCUUCACGUUCUCCGGCCUGACACCCAAAAAGAAGUACAAGUUCCGUGUCAAAGCCGUCAAUAAAGAAGGCGAGUCCGAACCGUUGGAGGUUGAGGAAGCCAUUGUCGCCAAGAAUCCUUAUGACGAACCGGGUAAACCUGGCAAGCCUGAAAUCUUCGACUACGAUAACGUUAGUGUGUCCCUGAAAUGGGAAAAACCGAAGAACGAUGGUGGGCGACCGAUCACGCACUAUACUGUCGAGAUGAAGGACAAAUUCUCUCCCGACUGGAUCGAAGUGAUGAAGACCACCGACUCAACGCCUGAGGCUAAAGUAGAAGGUCUCAAGGAGAAGAUGGUCUACCAAUUCCGCGUUCGUGCUCACAAUAAGGCUGGUCCUGGCGAGCCUAGUGAUGCUACAGACAACCAUCUCUGCAAGCACAGAAAUCUGAGACCGAGAAUCGACCGAACGAACUUCAAAUCGGUCAUCAUCAAGGCUGGCCGCACACACAAGUGGUCGGUGGAUGUUAGCGGUGAACCUCCGCCAGAGAUUAGAUGGGUCUGGAGGGAUAACAUCCCGCUGACCACUACCGAGCGCAUCAAGAUCGACAAUGUCGAAUAUCAUACUGAUUUCACAAUCGUCAAUGCAAUGCGCAAGGAUACCGGAAAGUACACCCUGAUUGCCGAAAAUGCUAACGGCAAGGACGAAGAAACCGUUGAACUCACAGUAUUAGGAAAACCGAGCGCUCCUAAAGGACCUCUGGAAGUUAGUGACGUCACGAAUACCACGGCUAAAGUGAAAUGGGAAAAGCCUGAGGACGACGGUGGUGUGCCGAUUAAAGAGUACGAGAUCGAGAAGAUGGACACGAAGACCGGGAAGUGGGUCAGAGUGGGCAAGGUACCUGGUAACUCGCCCAAUACGGAAUUCGAAGUCACCGGCCUGAACCCCGGAAGCGAGUAUAAGUUUCGCGUGACAGCUGUCAAUGACGAAGGCGAUUCAGAGCCGUUGGAAAGUGAGCGUGGCGUCGUUGCCAAGAAUCCAUAUGAUGAACCGUUGAAGCCCGGAACGCCGGAAGUCACCGAUUACGAUAACGAAUCCAUAAGUUUGAAAUGGACCCCGCCCGAGUUCGACGGAGGAGCGCCGAUCGAGAAAUAUAUUAUUGAGAAGAAGGAUCGGUACAAGCCUGAUUGGGAGAAGGCCAUAGAGGUGCCAGGAAAUCAACUCGAUGCUAAGGUUCCGGAUUUGAAAGAAAGAGGGGAGUAUCAGUUCCGUGUCAUCGCCGUGAACAAAGCCGGACCUUCGCCUCCAUCAGAUGCAUCGAAGAUGCAAAUCUGCAAGCACAAAGCUCUGAAACCGAGAAUCGAUAGAACAAACUUGAAACCAAUCAUUGUGCGAGCGGGCAAAACCGUCAAGUACGAUGUGGACGUGCGCGGUGAACCACCACCCGAGAUUAAGUGGUACCACGUCAACAACGAGGUGAAAUCCGGCGAGAACAUCGAGAUCGUCAAUGUUGAUUACAACACGAAACUUACCAUUAUUGACAGCUUGCGCAAGAACACUGGCGUGUGGAAAAUCAAGGCUGUCAAUCCUCACGGCGAGGACGAGGCAGAAGUCGAAGUGACCAUAUUAUCGGCUCCUGGAAAGCCAAAAGGACCGCUCAAGGUGGCGGACGUUACGAAGAACGGCUGUAAGGUGAAAUGGGGCAAGCCAGAAGACGACGGUGGCAAGCCGAUUACUGGCUAUCAAGUGGAAAAAUUAGACAAAGCAACUGGCAGAUGGAUACCUGUUGGUCGCACUGCGGAUACCGAAAUGGACAUAAAGGGUCUUCAGGAGGGUCAUGAGUACGAGUUCAGGGUGAAAGCUUUGAAUGAAGAAGGAGAGUCUGAACCACUCGUGUCGGAUGGCUCCACGCUUGCGAAGAACCCUUACGACAUAACCAGCAAGCCUGGAGUACCAGAAUUUGAGGAUUGGGACGUCGAUCGUGUGGAUCUCAAAUGGGAACCUCCCAAGGACAAUGGUGGUGCUCCAAUUACUGGGUAUAUCAUUGAGAAGAAGGAGAAACCGUCCUCGCAAUGGGAGGAAGCUCUCGUCACCGACUCGCCUCAGCCGAAAGGUCGCGUUACCGGCUUGAAGAAAGGCUCCACUUAUCAAUUCCGCGUUCGCGCAGUUAACAAGGCUGGACCGUCGGAGCCUAGCGAUCCGACCAAACCGCACAUUGCUAAGGCGAGAUUCCUAAAACCACAUAUCAAUCGUGACAAGCUGCAAACCAUCAAAGUCAGGGCAGGUCAAUUGGUUAAGCUUGAAGUUGACAUCGAAGGUGAGCCUCCUCCAACUGUCACAUGGAGCUUUGCCAAUACACCGCUCCAGACCGGAGCCAACGUGAAGAUCGAUAACGAAGACUACCUCACUAAAAUCCAGUUGACAAACACCAGCCGCAAGUUAACUGGCAGAUAUACUAUCAAGGCUGUGAACGAUUCCGGACAAGAUGAAGCUGACGUGGAAAUUAAUAUUCUCGAUAAGCCUGGAAAACCGGAGGGGCCAUUGGAAGUGACGGACGUGCAUAAGGAGGGCUGCAAGUUGAAAUGGAAUAAGCCGAAGGACGAUGGUGGUCUCCCUCUCUCCAGCUAUAUAGUGGAGAAGAUGGACGUGACAACGGGUCGUUGGGUACCAGCUGGUAUUGUGGACCCUGACAAAACAGAACACACGCUCACCGGCUUGGAGCCCGGCAAGAAGUACGAGUUUCGUGUCAAGGCUGUGAACGAGGAGGGAGAAUCGGAGCCUUUACAGACUGAUACCGCCAUCAUAGCCAAGAAUCCAUACGACGCUCCGGCGGCACCGGGACUUCCAGAGAUCAUCGAUUGGUCGGAGAAUAUGGUGAAACUCAAAUGGGAGCCGCCGAUAAGAGACGGUGGUGCACCGAUUAGUGGAUACAUCAUCGAGAUGAAAGACAAGUUCGGCACCAGCUUUGUCAAAGCGGCUGAAACGGAGGGGCCUAUGUGUACUGGGACAGUUCCCAGGUUGGAAGAAGGCAAUCAGUAUCAAUUCAGGAUACGUGCCGUCAACAAAGCCGGCCCUGGUGAACCCAGCGAGGCCACCAAUCCGCACACUGCUAAAGCCCGUUGGCUGAAACCGUACAUCGAUCGCACGAACUUGCAAGCCCUGACAGUGAAGGUUGGCCUUACCGUGAGCUUGGACAUUAACAUAAUUGGCGAGCCGCCGCCAAAGGUUACUUGGACCUUUAAAGACAAGGAAGUCGUAUCGGAUGAUACGAUACGCAUCGACAAUAUUGACUAUAACACCAAGUUCUUCAUUCUGAAAACUAAGCGCGCGCAUACCGGCAAGUAUGUGAUCAAGGCGAAGAACGAGGUCGGCGAGGAUACCGCUGAAGUGGAAAUCACCGUGCUCGGCAAGCCGAGCAAGCCGAAGGGUCCGUUAGAAAUAACAGACGUGAACAAACAUGGAUGCAAACUCAAAUGGGACAAACCCGAAGACGACGGUGGCGCCCCGGUCGACUACUAUGAGAUCGAAAAGUUGGAUCCUCUCACGGGACAAUGGAUACCCUGCGGUCGCAGCACCGAGCCGGAAGCUACCAUCACCGGGCUGCAAGAGGGCAAGCCUUAUAAAUUCCGCGUAAAGGCGGUCAACAGGGAAGGAGAGUCCGACGAUUUGGAAGCAGACAAAUCCAUCAUAGCCAAGAAUCCAUUCGACGAACCUGGCAAGCCUGGUCGACCAGAACUCAAGAAUUGGGACAAGGACUUCGUGGACCUAGAAUGGACUCCGCCUAAGGACGAUGGCGGUGCACCGAUCGAAAAAUAUAUUGUGCAGAUGCGAGACAAAGAGGGUAGACAAUGGGUGGAUGUCGCCAAAGUGCCGGGAGAUCGCACCGCUGCCAAGGUAACCGACGGUAUCCAGGAAGGACACGAGUAUGAAUUCAGGAUCGUAGCGGUGAACAAAGCUGGACCCGGUGAACCCAGCGACAACUCAAAGAGUGUUAUUGCCAAGCCCCGAUUCCUCGCUCCGCAUAUCGAUCGCAAGAAUCUCCAGAAGAAAGUUAUGCGAGUCGGUCAGAUGCUGCGGAUUGAGGCCGACAUUAAAGGUGAGCCACCUCCAGUCGUCACGUGGAAGCUUAAAGAUACGGUGCUGAAGAGUAUGGAUCGUCUCAAGAUCGAGAAUGAAGAUUACCACACUAUGUUCAUCAUCAACAAGCUCAAGCGCUUGGACACCGGCACAUAUACCGUCAUUGCCAAGAACGACAGCGGCACCGAUCAAGUCGAUGUCGAGAUUCAGGUACUGAGCAAACCCGGCAAGCCGAAAGGUCCGCUCGAAGUGUCCGACGUGACGGCGGAAGGCUGCAAGUUGAAAUGGGAUAAACCCAGCGACGAUGGUGGCGAACCGGUCGAUCAUUACGUCAUCGAGAGGAUGGACACGGAUACCGGGCGUUGGGUACCAUGCGGCACCAGCAAGACUCCCGAGGCAGACGUGUCUGGCCUGAACGAGGGCAAGGAUUAUCAGUUCCGUGUCAAAGCUGUUAACUCCGAGGGCGAGUCCGAGCCUUUGGAGACCACUAUACCAACCACUGCCAAGAAUCCUUACUCCGAGCCCGACGCACCUGGCAAACCUGAACUGAAGGACUGGUCGAAGAAUCAUGUGGACUUGAAAUGGAAGGCCCCGAAGAAUGAUGGCGGUGCUCCUAUCGAAAAGUAUAUCAUCGAGAAGAAAGACCAAUACGGCAAGUGGCAGAAGGCCGCCGAGGUGCCGGGCAACAAGACAGAAGGCAAAGUGCCGGAUCUCAUAGAAGGUCAGAAGUACCAAUUUCGGGUGAAGGCCGUCAAUAAGGGCGGCCAGAGUAAGCCUAGCGAGGCCAGCGAAAUUUUGACCGCCAAGGAUCGUUACGCCGCGCCCAAAAUCGAUCGCACCAAUCUGAAGGACAUUACGAUCAAGGCUGGUAACGUCAUUCGGCUGGACGUUAAAGUGACGGGCGAGCCUCCACCAAGCAAGACUUGGUUCCUGAACAAGGCCAAACAAGAGUCCAGCAAUGGCUUGACCAUCGAGGUGGAGGAAUACAAGACGAAGUUCGUGGUCUCGUCGGCGACCAGAGCUCACUGCGGCACUCUGACCUUGAAGGCGGAGAACAGCUCCGGCAAGGAUGAGGCAUCGAUCGAGAUCUUGGUGUUGGACAAACCCAGCAAGCCGGAAGGACCGCUCAAGGUCUCGGACGUGCACAAAGAGGGUUGCACUCUCAAAUGGAAUCCGCCCGUGGACGACGGCGGUGCUCCCCUGGACCACUACGUGGUCGAGAAGAUGGAUACAGAGACUGGCAGGUGGAUACCGGUCGGACGCACUAAAGAACCUAAUAUGGUGGUGGAGAACCUGGUGCCAGGACAGGAGUACAAGUUCCGUGUCGCGGCUGUGAACGCGGAGGGCGAGUCUGAACCGUUGGAGACCGAACAUGGAAUCGUCGCGAAGAAUCCGUUCGAUGAACCUGGCGCACCAGGACGUCCGGAAGCGACCGACUGGGACAAGGAUCAUGUGGACUUACGAUGGACCCCACCGUUAAAGGACGGCGGAUCUCCAAUCACCGGAUACGUGAUCGAGAAGCGAGAGAAGGGUGCGCCUAAGUGGAUCAAGGCGUGUGAGAUUGGGCCGGAUUGCAAGGGCCGCGUAGACAAUCUCGACGAGGGUGUCGAGUACGAGUUCAGGGUCAAAGCCGUCAAUGCUGCGGGACCUGGUGAACCGUCCGACGCCAGCAAACCGAUCACCGCCAAGAGCCGAAGACUUGCACCGAAGAUUGACAGACGAAACCUGCGCGACAUAACUGUGCGCGAGAACGAGGCAUUCCACUUUGACGUGAAGAUUAUCGGAGAACCGCCGCCAGAUGUGACAUGGGUGAUCAACAAUAAGAGUAUUCAGCAGACCACUCACCGUAGGAUACAGAAUGUACCUUAUAACAGCAAAUUUUUCAACGAUAAGCCCGAGCGCAAGGAUAGCGGUACUUAUAAGAUCACGGCAGUCAAUCAGCACGGAUCGGACACUGCUGAAGUCGAAGUUACCGUUAUUUCCAAACCUGGCAAACCGGAAGGGCCAUUAGAGGUGUCCGACGUGCACAAGGAAGGAUGCACGCUCAAAUGGAAGAAGCCCAAGGACGACGGUGGAGAGCCGAUCGAGGGUUACCUCGUGGAGAAAUUCGAUCCAGAGACCGGAGUCUGGCUGCCAGUCGGUAAAACUACCGGGCCUGAAAUGAAAGUUGACGGACUAACGCCUGGACAUGAAUACAAGUUCCGUGUAAAAGCGCUCAACAAAGAGGGAGAAUCUGAGCCAUUGGAAACCUUUAGCUCCAUCAUAGCCAAAGAUCCGUUUACUGUACCAGCAGCUCCUGGAGCACCGGAGCCGGUUGAUUGGACGGCCAACCAGGUAGAACUUGCCUGGAAAGAGCCUGUUAGCGACGGUGGUUCACCCAUUACGGGCUACAUUAUUGAGAAGAAAGAUAAAUACAGUACCAUGUGGGAGAAGGCCUUGGAGACUGAUACACCGGUUACUAAAGCUUUAGUACACGGGCUGGUAGAAGGCAACGAUUAUCAGUUCCGCGUGAUUGCUGUGAACAAGGCCGGUCAAUCGGACCCAGGUGAAGCCAGUAAAACGUUCACGGCUAAGCCACGCUUCCUGGCUCCGAAGAUCGACAGGCGUAAUUUAAGGGACAUUACCCUGUCCGCUGGCUCGAUGCUGAAGUUCGACGCUAACGUGAUCGGUGAGCCGCCGCCGCAUAUCGAGUGGCGUUACGGCGCGAUACCGCUGCAUUCCGACAGGAAGGUACAGAUCGACAACACCGACUACAGCACCAAAUUCAGCAUACGGCCGGUGUCGCGGGACGACAGCGGCGAUUACACCGUUACGGCGAGCAACUCGUCGGGUAAGGACUCGGUAACAGUGCAGGUGAUAGUGACGGACAAACCGACGCCGCCUGAGGGUCCGCUCCAGGUGACAGAUGUGCACAAGGAGGGAUGUAAGCUGAAGUGGAAGAGGCCUAAGGACGACGGAGGCACACCCAUUGAAUACUACCAAGUGGACAAGAUGGACCCAGAGACCGGAUGCUGGGUACCUUGUGGACGUUCCACCGAACCGAAUCUCGAGGUAACAGGUCUAACACCUGGCAAGGAGUACCUCUUCCGUGUGGCCGCAGUCAAUGCUGAAGGAGAAUCAAAGCCUUUGGAAGCGGAGCAAACGAUAUUAGCGAAGAAUCCGUUCGACGAGCCCGGCAAACCAGGCGAUCUCCGUGCCACCGACUGGGACAAGGACCACGUGGAUCUCAAAUGGACACCGCCCGAGAACGACGGCGGUUCACCGAUCACCGGCUACGUGAUCGAGAAGAAGGACAAAUACGGUGAAUGGGAGAAGGCGCUGGAAGUGCCCGCGGAUGAAACUUUCGCCACCGUGCCUGACCUGAUCGAGGGUCAGCCGUACGAGUUCCGCGUGCGAGCGGUGAACAAGGCUGGUCCGGGUGAACCCUCGGAUGCCACACCGACCAUCAUUGCCAAGCCGCGCAAUCAAGCGCCGAAGAUCGAUCGCACGAACCUGAUCGAGGUGAGGAUCAAAGCCGGCCAGAACUUCAGCUUCGACUGUAAGGUGACGGGCGAGCCACCGCCGACCACCAAGUGGAUGCUCAAUGGCAAAGAGGUCCGGCCAAUUGAACGUGUCAAAGUGAAACACGUGGACUACAAUACCAGCAUAAGUGUCAGAAAUGCCACGAGGGCGGAGUCCGGCAAAUACUGCGUCACCGCCGAGAAUAUUAACGGCAAGGAUGAGGCCUUCGUCAAGGUGACCGUCUUGGACAAGCCGAGUCCGCCGCAGGGCCCGCUCAGAACGUCCGACGUGCACGCCGAAGGAUGCAAGCUCACGUGGAAGCCACCCGAAGACGACGGUGGACAGCCGGUGGAGAAAUAUGUCGUGGAGAAGAUGGACGAGGCUACUGGUCGCUGGGUACCGGCCGGAGAGACGGACGGGCCGGAAACGAACCUGCAGGUGGAAGGUCUGACGCCGGGACACAAAUACAAGUUCCGGGUGAGGGCUGUCAACAAGCAGGGCAAGUCCGAGCCGCUUACCGCAAUGCAAGGCAUCGAGGCAAAGAAUCCGUUUGACGAGCCAGGAAAACCUGGUACGCCAUCGGUGGUUGACUACGACACAGACUUUGUCGAACUCCAAUGGAACCGUCCCGAGGAAGAUGGUGGAUCACCUGUUACUGGUUACAUCAUAGAAAAACGCGACAAGUAUAGCCCAACGUGGGAGAAAUGCGCGGAAGUCGACGGUGACGUAAACCGCGGCAAGGUUAAGGACUUAGUCGAGGGGACUCAGUACGAAUUCCGUGUAAGGGCUGUCAAUAAGGCCGGACCUGGUGAACCAUCUGAUGCUUCGAAGUCCCAUAUUGCACGACCUAAGAACCUUCCACCAAAGAUCGACAGAAAGUACAUGCUGGACGUGAAAGUCCGAGCCGGCGGCUUCUUCGACUUCGACGUGCCGGUGAUCGGCGAGCCACCACCGAGUAAAGAGUGGUCGCUGAAGGGUGUCACAGUGAUGGCAAGUGAUCGCAUCAAGAUCACCAACGAAGACUACAACACCAAAGUGCGCAUUAUAGAGGCGAAACGCUCUGAUUCCGGUGUCUAUACGCUCGAGGCCAGGAACGUGAACGGCAAGGACAGCGCCACGUUGAACGUGAACGUACUGGACAUACCCUCGCCACCGGAGGGCCCACUGAAGGUGGAUAACGUCACCAAGAGCGGAUGCACGCUAAGGUGGCGGCCACCGAAGGACGACGGCGGCUCUGAGAUCCAAUAUUACCAGGUCGAGAAGAUGGACACGGAGAACAUGCGCUGGGUGCCCGUGGCCGAGGCUAACACUACUUCUGCUCAAGUAAAUCAUCUCAUCGAAGGUCACGACUAUCAAUUCCGUGUGCGCGCGGUCAAUAAGCAGGGCGAGUCCCAGCCGUUGACAGGCAUGGACACCAUCACCGCCAAAGAUCCCUUCGCCAAGCCGGACAAGCCGGGAGCGCCGGUAGCCACUGACUGGGACAAGGACCACGUGGACCUUGAAUGGGCGCCACCCAAGAAAGACGGUGGCUCGCCUAUAACCGGAUACAUCAUCGAGAAGAAACCUCGUUUUGGACAAUGGGAGAAGGCCGCCGAAGUAUCUGGAGACAAGACCAAUGUUAGGGUGCCGGAUUUGACAGAGAAUCAGGAAUACGAGUUCAGGGUGAUAGCUGUGAACAAGGGUGGACCUGGCGAGCCGUCCGACGCGUCGGCGCCGAUUGUGGCCAAGCCACGCUUCAUUGCUCCUUCGUUCGACACGCAUUUGCUGAAUGACUUGGUAGUACGCGCUGGUCAGAAGAUCAGCUACAUUAUCCCCAUCGUUGCGUCGCCUAAACCGAAAGCAACUUGGACUCGCGACGGAGUUCAAAUCGUGGCUGACGCUCGUCACGAGAUGUACACUACCAACACCGAGACAUCCUUUGAGAUUCCGUUUUCUGUUCGCGGUGAUACUGGACGUUACACUUUAACGUUGGAGAACGAGCAUGGUAGCUUUAGCGCCAGUGCGAGAGUCACCGUCCUUGACAGACCGGCGCCACCGGAAAAACCGUUGGAGGUCAGCAACGUCAACAAAGAAGGUUGCCACUUGACUUGGGGUCAUCCUCUCGACGACGGCGGCAGUCCCAUUCUGCACUACGUUAUUGAGAAGAUGGACCUGUCUCGAGGAACUUGGUCCGAUGCUGGAAUGAGCAUGGUGCUGAGUCACGAAGUCAGUCGCUUGACUCAUCGCAAGGAGUACCUGUUCCGCGUCAAGGCUGUCAACAACAUCGGAGAGUCCGAUCCGCUUGAGACCACGAAGAGCAUAAUCGCGAAGAACGAAUUCGAUGAACCAGAUGCGCCCGGCAGGCCAGUGAUCACAGACUGGGAUAAGGAUCACGUGGAUUUGCAAUGGCCGGCGCCGAAGAACGACGGUGGAUCGCCGAUUAAGGGAUACAUCGUUCAGAAGAAGGAAAAGGGCAGCCCUUACUGGGUCAACGCAGUACAUGUACCUGCGGAUCAAACCAACACGACCGUUCCGGACUUGACGGAAGGUCAGGAAUACGAGUUCCGUGUGAUCGCUGUCAAUGCUGCCGGUCAGUCCGAGCCGUCUGAGCCCAGCGACCUCGUCACUGCCAAGCCUCGAUAUCUGGCUCCGAAGAUCAAAACACCCUUACAAGAUAUUCGUAUCAAGGCUGGACUCAUCUUCCACGUGGACAUCGACUUUAUCGGCGAGCCGACGCCGGAGGUGAUCUGGAGUAUCGGAAGCAACGAGAUACAGACCAACGAUAGGACAACGGUCACGUCGAUCGGCUACCACACGAUCGUGCAUAUCGUCAAUGCCAAGAGAACCGAUUCGGGACUGUAUCAUCUGUUGCUGAAGAACAGCAGCGGCAUAGAUGAAGGAAGCUUCCAAGUGACCGUUUUAGACAAACCUGGACCACCGGAGGGUCCUUUGCAAUAUGAAGAGAUUACCAACCAAUCUGUCACGCUUUCCUGGAAGCCACCCAAGGACAACGGUGGCAGCGAGCUCACUGGAUACGUUAUUGAGAAGCGCGAUCUUACUCACGGUGGCGGCUGGGUACCAGCAGUUACGCACGUUAAUCCAAAAUAUAAUCACGCCACAGUACCAAGGUUGCUCGAGGGAACUACGUACGAAUUCCGUGUAUGCGCAGAAAAUCUUCAAGGACGCUCCGAGCCAUUGACCACCGACCGAUCUGUAGUUGCCAAGAACCAAUUCGUGGCUCCUGGACAACCUGGCAAGCCGGAAUGCGUGGACGCCGACAAGGAUCACAUCAAGAUCAAGUGGACUCCUCCAAUCAGCAAUGGCGGCUCUAAGAUUAUCGGCUACGACGUGGAACGUCGCGAUCGCGCCACUGGUCGCUGGAUAAAGCAAAACAAGGAGCCUGUCAGAUAUCCCGAGUAUUACGACGACCAUGUAACCGAGGGUCACCAGUACGAGUACCGAGUAUCAGCUAUAAACGCUGCCGGUGCUGGAAAACCGAGUGAGACUUCAUCCGUGUUCACGGCUAAGCCCAUGAAGGAGAAGCCGAAGCUCCACCUAGAUGCUUUGAUAGGUCGCAAGAUCAAGGUCCGUGCUGGAGAACCAAUCAACGUCAACAUACCGUUGUCCGGCGCGCCUACGCCGAAAAUUGAAUGGAGCAAGUCUGGAAAAUCGCUCACAGAAACCCUCCGUCUGUCGACCGAGACGAAGAGCGACCGAACGCAGUUGUUGAUUGACAAGUCCGUGCGAGAUGACAGCGGCAUUUACACCGUGACCGCGACGAACGAGCACGGAAAGGACUCGGCCGACAUCGAGGUGAUAGUCGUGGACAAGCCUGGACCACCUCAGGGUCCUCUGCAAUACACCGGUACGACGCAGGAGUCCGUCGCGCUCUCUUGGAACCCGCCAGUAGACGACGGUGGAUCCGACAUCACCAACUAUAUCGUCGAAGUGUCCGAUUACGGCUCUGACAAUUGGCGGCAGGCACCUGGUUACUGUCCCAGAACGAGCUUCACGGCGAAGGGACUAACUGAAGGCAAGAAAUAUGUCUUCAGGGUCCGCGCUGAGAACAUGUACGGUGUCUCGGAGCCCUUGGAGGGUAAACCUGUAAUUGCCAAGAGUCCUUACGAUCCGCCAGAUGCGCCGAGCCAGCCUGAGAUCCUCGGUUACACUCCCAACAGCUGUAGCCUCACCUGGAACCCGCCUAUCAAUACUGGCGGCAAGCCUAUCACUGGUUAUUACGUGGAGAGGCGCGAACGUGGCGGCGAGUGGUUGAAGGUGAACAAUUACCCGACGCCGAACACAACAUUUACUGUACAGGAUCUUCACGAAGGCUCGCGAUAUGAGUUCAGGGUGAUCGCUGUCAAUGAAGCUGGUCCUGGUAAACCCAGCAAGCCCACCGAACCCAUCACAGCCGGACACCAACGUUGUCGCCCUGACGCACCUGAGCCGCCUAAAGCGGACAGGAUAACCAAGGACUCAGUGACGCUGAGCUGGCGACCACCGCGAAGCGACGGCGGUGCGAAAAUCAGAGGUUACAUCAUUCAGAAGAAAGCCAAGGGUGAAGAUGAAUGGUCAGACGUGAACGGUGCGCCCGUACCGAGUAACGUGUUCACCGUGCCGAAGCUGAAGGAGGGCGAGGAGUACCUCUUCAGGGUGUUCGCGGUGAACGACGUCGGCAGCAGUGACCCAAGCCGACCCAGCAAUCCCAUCGUCAUCGAAGAACAACCCAACAAACCGAUCAUGGACCUCGGCGGAGUUCGCGACAUCGUCGUUCGCGCUGGCGAGGACUUUUCCAUUCAUGUGCCCUACGUUGGCUUCCCCAAGCCGACCGCUACGUGGUUCGCUAACGACGUCGUCAAAGAUGAAACUGAUUCGCGUGUGCAUCAGCAGCUGGCCGAUGAUUUCGCCAGUCUUGUGGUAAAGAACUCGAAACGUUCGGAUGGAGGGCAGUACAGACUCCAACUGCGCAACUCGUCCGGCUUCGACACGGCGACCGUUAAUGUGAAGGUCCUCGAUCGUCCGAUGCCACCCGAAAAUCUUCGAGCUGACGAGUUCGGCGGCGAUGCCCUCACGCUCUUCUGGACUCCGCCUAAAGACAACGGCGGUGCUGAUAUCACUAACUAUGUGAUAGAGAAGAGAGAACCGAAGGCCGCUACGUGGUCUAAGGUGAGCAGCUACGUCACGACACCGUUUGUGCGAGUCAGGAAUCUAACAGUCGGUCAAGUCUACGAAUUCCGAGUGAUGGCUGAGAAUCAGUACGGUACUUCGGACCCGGUGAUGACGAUCGAUCCGAUCAAGGCUAGACAUCCCUUCGAUCCUCCAGGCGCUCCCGGUACACCUCGCGGUGUGGAAACGACGGAAGACAGCAUCACCAUCACAUGGACCAAGCCUCGUCACGACGGCGGUUCUCCGAUCAUUGGAUACGUUGUCGAGAAACGUCUCCUAAGCGAGGAUAAGUGGGUCAAGGCCACACCGGCUCUGGUGCACGACACUACUUACAGGGUCACCGGGCUGAUCGAGAAUCACGACUACGAGUUCCGCGUGGCCGCGGAAAAUGCUGCGGGCCGCGGACCUUGGAGCUCCAAUUCCGAUGUUAUUCGGGCUAGUGCUGCACCAUUCCCGCCAAAGAUCACGAGCGACCUCAGUAUCCGUGACAUGACUGUGAUCGCUGGAGAACCAUUCACUAUCACGGUACCGUACACGGCUAACCCCAAGCCAAGACCGAACUGGUCUAUCAAUGGUGAGGAAGUACUCACCGGCGAGAGAAUCAAGUUUGAGACGUCCGACGUGGCCUCGCAAUUUAUUAACAAGAAGGCGAAGAGAUCGGACAGUGGAACGUACACGAUAUACCUCACGAACACCGUCGGCACAGACUCCGCCUCAUGCAAGGUCCUCGUGGUCGAUAAGCCAUCACCGCCAUUGGCACCUUUGGACAUCUCCGAUAUCACUCCAGAAACCUGCACGUUGACGUGGAAGCCACCGUUCGAUGAUGGUGGUUCACCAAUUACAAAUUACAUUGUUGAGAAGCUGGAUCCGGCUGGUUUCUGGGUGAAACUUAGCAGUUUUGCGAGAAACACGCAUUACGACGUGAUCGGUCUGGAGCCAAAUCGCACGUACAACUUCCGCGUAAGAGCGGAGAAUCAGUACGGCAUAUCCGACCCGUUGCAGGCCGAUGAACCGAUAACGGCUAAGUUUCCAUUUACGGUACCAGAUCCGCCUGGUCAGCCGCGUGUCAUCGAUUGGGACACCUCGAAUGCCACCGUGGUCUGGACGAAGCCAUUGUCCGACGGUGGAUCCCGCAUUCAGGGCUACAAGAUCGAGUUCCGCGAUCCCGCUGAAGACGUGCAAUGGCGCGUGGCGAACGACUACCUCUUCAAGGACACCACGUACGUGUGCUACAACUUGUUGAGCGGCCACGAGUAUGAGUUCAGGAUCCGCGCGAAGAACGCGGCCGGCUUCAGUAAACCGAGCCCGCCGAGCGCGCCCUUCAGGCUCAAGAGCAAGUUCAACGUGCCGUCGCCACCCGGCACGCCGCAGGUCACCAAGGUCGGCAAGAACUACGUCGACCUCAGGUGGGAGCCGCCCGUAUCUGAUGGCGGCAGCAGAAUCACUGGCUACGUGAUCGAGAAGCGCGAGGUGGGCAGCGCGAUGUGGGCCAAAUGCAACGAAUACAACGUCAUGGACACCGAAUACACUGUCAUGCACCUGAUCGAGCGGGGCGAUUAUGAGUUCCGCAUAUUCGCGGUCAACGCGGCCGGCAGGUCUGAGCCGAGUUCGUGCACCACUCCGGUGAAGAUCUGCGAGGUCGAGGGCGGUGAGAAGCCCGAAUUCAUCAGAAACCUACCCAUUAGUCAGAUCAUACCGCUCGGCAAGACCCUUGUCCUCGAGUGCGAGGCCACGGGUAAACCCUUGCCGACCGCCAGGUGGUUGAAGAAUGGCCGGGAGAUCACUCUGGGCGGUCGUUUCCGCGCGGAGGCGCUGAAUGGCAUUUACAGGCUAGUGAUCUCGGAAGUGUGGGACGCGGAUGACGGCGACUACAGCUGCCAGAUUUCGAAUCCGCUCGGCAUCGACACGACCACGUGCAGGCUGAAGAUCGGCACGCCGCCACGCAUCGAGCGCAUGCCGGGCGACCUCUACUUGCCGGAAGGCGACAAUACGAAGAUCAAGAUCUACUACAGCGGCGACCAACCGAUGGAGGUGAUCCUGAAGAAGGACGGCCGGCAGAUCGUGGAGACCACGCACAUCAAGUACACGGUCUUCGACGAGUACCUCAUUAUCUUCAUCAAGGACAUCCAGAAGGACGACGGCGGCACUUACGACUUGUCCAUUUCAAACGACAGCGGCAGCGUCAGCGCGUCCUUUACCGUUUACAUCACCGGACUGCCCGGGCCUCCGAUUGGACCUCUCGAUGUCUCCGAUAUCGACAAGCACACCUGCACUCUAUCCUGGCACCCGCCCAAGUACGACGGCGGCCUCAAGGUCACCCACUACGUAGUGGAGCGCCGCGACGUCAGUCACACGCACUGGAUCAUCGUGUCGUCCUUUUGCAAGGACACCACUUUCGUCGUGCAGGGUCUCACCGAAGGUCAAGAAUAUCUCUUCAGAGUGAUGGCGGCCAACGACAACGGCAUGGGCCCGCCAUUGGAAGGAACCAAUCCGAUCAAGGCAAAGGCACCCUUCGAUCCACCGGGACCGCCCGGCACUCCCAAGGUCAUCGAGAUCGGCGGCGACUUCGUCAAUCUGUCAUGGGAGAAACCGGAGACGGACGGAGGCGCCAAGAUCCAGGGCUAUUGGAUAGACAAGAAAGAGAUCGGCAGUCAGGCUUGGCAGCGGGUGAAUGUCAGUAUUUGUUUGCCGACGCAGAUCAACAUCAGCAACCUCAUCGAAGGCAGGCAGUACGAAUUCCGAGUUUUCGCGCAGAAUGUGGCCGGCCUCAGUCCAGAGUCGCAAGCCUCGACUUCCGUGAAGAUCGUCGACCCGCAGGCGGCUAAGCCUCCGGAGAUCAUUCAGCCUCUUCACAAGGUGAACUGCGUGCAGAACCAUAACGCCCACUUCCAAUGUAAGAUCAUCGGCACGCCAAAGCCGACCAUCACCUGGUUCAAGGGAGCCCGCGAGAUCGUAAGCGGCAGCCGCUACAACAUCUACUCGGAGGGCGAGGUGCACAACCUCAUAAUCCACGACGUGUUCGGCGAGGACGCGGAUGAGUACUUCUGCCGCGCGGCGAACAAGUGCGGUGUCAAGUCCACGAAGGGCGAGCUCUUCAUCAAGACGCCGCCCAAGCUGAACGUGCCGCCACGGUUCCGUGAUACCGCCUUCUUCGACAAGGGCGUGAACGUCGUCAUCAAGAUCCCGUUCACCGGCUACCCCAAGCCGAAGAUCACGUGGGUGCGCGAAGGCGAGGUGAUAGAGUCCGGUGGGCAUUACGCCGUCGAGGUGAAGGAGCGGCACGCCGUGUUGACCAUCCGCGACGGCAGCCGCAUCGACUCCGGCCCGUACCGCAUCACCGCGGAGAACGACCUCGGCCAGGACUCCGCCAUCAUCAAGAUCCAGAUUAGCGACCGUCCAGACCCGCCCAGGUUCCCGCAGGUCGACAACGUCGGCCAUGACUCAUUGGCGGUCAGCUGGAAGCCGCCGGUCUGGGAUGGCGGCAGCAACAUCACCAACUACGUUGUGGAGAAGCGCGAGCACCCGAUGAGCACUUGGAUCCGAGCCGGCAACACCCGAUUCUGCACGUUGGCGGUGACCGGACUCAGCCCCGGGCACCAGUACGACUUCAGGGUGUGCGCUGAGAACGUAUACGGGCGCUCGGACCCGAGCGAGGUAACGCCGCUGAUCACCACGAAGGGCGUGAUCAAGCGGGAGUUUAAGAAGAAAGAAUACGAAGUGGACGCGAGCGGCAAGAAGAUCCGCGGGCGCAGCGACGAGAAGCCGCACGAUUAUGACCAGUUCGUGUUCGACGUCUACAGCAAGUACGUGCCGCAGCCGGUGGAGAUCAAACACACCUCGGUAUACGAUAAGUACGACAUCCUCGAGGAGAUCGGCACAGGCGCCUUCGGUGUGGUGCACCGUUGCCGUGAGCGCGCCACCGGCAACAUCUUCGCUGCCAAGUUCAUCCCGGUGUCGCAUGUGAUGGAAAAGGAGCUGAUUCGCAAGGAGAUCGACAUCAUGAAUCAACUGCACCAUCCCAAGCUGAUCAACCUGCAUGACGCCUUCGAGGACGACGACGAGAUGGUGCUGAUCUUCGAGUUCUUAUCUGGCGGCGAGCUGUUCGAGAGGAUCACGGCCGAAGGAUACACCAUGUCCGAAGCGGAGGUCAUCAAUUAUAUGAGGCAGAUCUGCGAAGGCGUCAAGCACAUGCACGAGAAGAACAUCAUCCAUCUCGACAUUAAGCCCGAGAACAUUAUGUGCCAAACUCGCAAUAGCACGAACGUGAAGCUGAUCGACUUCGGUCUCGCCACUAAACUCGAUCCGAACGAAGUAGUAAAGAUCAGCACAGGCACGGCCGAGUUCGCUGCUCCGGAGAUCGUCGAGCGCGAGCCAGUCGGCUUCUACACCGACAUGUGGGCUUGCGGUGUACUGGCUUAUGUCCUAUUGAGCGGCCUCUCGCCGUUCGCCGGCGACAACGACAUCGAGACCCUAAAGAACGUGAAGGCGUGCGACUGGGACUUCGACGAGGAGGCGUUCCGCGACGUUUCCGAGGAGGGCAAAGAUUUCAUCAGACGGCUACUUGUUAAGAAUAAAGAGAAGCGCAUGACCGCACACGAGUGCCUUCUUCACCCGUGGCUGACCGGGGACCAUAGCAAAUGGACCAACCCGAUCGCCAGUAGCCGCUACCUCAGCAUCAGAGACAGACUACGCGCCAAAUACGAGAAUUGGGAUAAGUACGUUCUUCCCAUUGGCCGUCUAGCCGAGUAUUCGUCGCUCAGGAAGCUCUUGAUCGACAAAUAUAGAAUCUACGACUCCUGCUUCGAUCGUCGACAAGCGGCGCCCAGAUUCGUCAUUAAGCCGCAAAGUGCGUUUGCCUACGAAGGGCAGAGCGUGAAGUUCACUUGUCGUGUGAUCGCGAUCGCGGCACCUACACUGACUUGGUCGCAUAAUAACCAGGAACUGCGACAAUCUGUCAAAUUUAUGAAACGGUACAACGGUGACGAUUACACCUUUAUUAUCAACAGGGUUAAAUUGGAAGACAGAGGGGAGUACGUUAUACGUGCGGAGAACCAUUACGGCUAUCGCGAGGAGGUCGUCUUCCUUAACGUGCAACCAUUGCCCAGAGAAAUUCCGGCAUACAGGCCAGAGGUGCAACCAGUACGCAGACGAGAGCCGCUCGGCUAUAACGUGUGGCUGGAGAUGAUCGAGUNUUUUCUGCUGCGAUCUCGUGUCAUUCAGAUCAGGCAGACCUGCAAGCUGCUCUGCUGCCUGAGCGGUAACCCACCACCCACUGUGAAAUGGUACAAGGACAGGGAAGAAUUGUCCAAGCAUAAUUAUCCUAUGAGCAACGCCGACGGCGUCGUCACGAUGGAGAUCAUCGACUGCAAACCGGAGGAUAGCGGCAAAUAUCGCUGCGUCGCUAGCAAUAAACACGGCAAGGACGAGACCAGUUGCGUGGUCAUUGUAGAAGGUACGUCUCGACCGAUGAAUCGAUCCGUCAAAAUCGAACAUAAAUAGACGAAAUAUUUCUUACAUUGGAAGAUAAAAUAUUAUGGGAAUAUUACAAACGAUUGUUACACAUUACGAUCGAAGGUUUUCCAGUGAGCAAA